AUGAGCCAUGUCAAUGCCCCGAAAUCCGCCGCUGCGCUCUACUCCUCCCUGCUCCUGCUCCAGAGCUGCAUCGGCGCUAACGCGUUCCGGCAAGGCAAGUCCGUGCACCACCGGGCCAUCAUCACUUCUUCCGCCUCAUCACCUCCGGACCUCCACCUGAGCACCAAGCUGGUCAUGUUCUACUCCCACUUCGGCGACGUCACGGCCGCACGCGCGGUGUUCGACGGGAUGCCGCACCGGAGCGUCGUGUCCUGGACGGCCAUGGUCUCCGGGUACGCCAAGAACAGCUGGCCCCAGGAGGCGCUGGAGCUGUUCGCGCUCAUGCACCGGUCCGGCGCCAGGCCGAACCAGUUCACGUUCGGGAGCGCGGCGAGGGCGUGCGCGGGCGCCCGCUGCGCGAGGAGCGGGGAGCAGGUGCACGCGUGCGCGGCCAAAGGGAGGCACGCGGGCGACAUGUUUGUGCAGAGCGCGCUCAUGGACAUGCACCUGAGGUGCGGGUCAGUGGGGGACGCGAUGCGACUGUUUGCGGAGAUGGAGAGGAAAGACUUGGUGUCCUGGAAUGCCCUGAUGAGGGGGUUUGUGGAGCGGGAGCAUUGUAGUGAUGCGCUUGGAUUGUUUGCUUCAAUGCUGAGAGAUGGGAUGCUACCUGACCAUUUCACAUUUGGAAGUGCUCUAAAGGCAUGUGGAGCAAUCAGUGUGCUUUUCAAUGUGGAGCUAAUUCACACUUGCAUCAUCAAGCUUGGUUAUUGGGACGAAAAGGUUGCUACUGCAUCACUUAUUGAUUCUUAUGCAAAAUGUCGGAGUUUAAGCAGUGCGAGGGUGAUAUAUGAUUCCAUGUGUGAACCAGACCUUGUGUCAUCUACGGCAUUGAUCAGUGGGUACUCCAUGGAUAGGAACUACAGUGAUGAUGCAAUGAAGCUCUUCUGUAAGAUUCAUCGAAAGGGCUUAAGAAUUGAUGGUAUUCUGUUAAGCUCCUUGCUUGGUGUUUGUGCUAAUGUAGCAUCAGUAAAAUUCGGGACACAAAUUCAUGCUUAUAUGCACAAGAAGCAACCAAUGGGUGAUUUGGCACUGGACAAUGCUCUUGUUGACAUGUAUGCAAAGUCAGGAGAAUAUUUGGAUUCCAGACGCGCUUUUGAUGAAAUGCCCAACCGAAAUGUGAUUUCGUGGACUUCACUUAUUACUGCCUGUGCACAACAUGGCUUUGGAGAAGAUGCUGUGACCCUUUUUGCUAGGAUGGAGGAGGAUGGUGUGAAGCCAAAUGAUGUGACAUUCCUUUCUCUUCUAUCAGCAUGCAGCCAUUCUGGUAUGAUGAACAAAGGGAUGGAAUAUUUCACUUCUAUGAUGAGCAAGUAUGAUAUUGAUCCAAGAGCCAAGCAUUACAGCUCUGCUAUUGACCUUCUUGCUCGUGGUGGUCAGUUAGAAGAUGCAUGGAUGCUUCUUCAAAAGACGAAUACUGAGUGCAAGUCAUCAAUGUAUGGUGCAAUGCUUGGAGCUUGCAAGGUACAUGGCAACAUGCCUCUUGGAGAAACUGCAGCUAAGAAUCUUUUCAGUAUAGAUCCUGAUAGUUCUGUAAACUAUGCUGUGCUUGCAAACAUGUAUGCAGAAUCAUGUUUAUGGGAGGAUGCUCAGAGAACAAGAAAAUUAUUGGCGGAGACAUCCAAAGGAAAAGAAGUUGGUUUCAGUGUCAUAUAA
Molecule: messenger RNA, 1692 nt
Organism: Miscanthus lutarioriparius
Lineage: Eukaryota; Viridiplantae; Streptophyta; Magnoliopsida; Poales; Poaceae
Source: the annotation of a GenBank genome assembly